GGUAGCCAUUAUGCUCUCCUCUAUAUAUGAGGAUAUCCAUAUUGUUUGGAGCGUUUGGAAUGGAGUAAACAUUACAUUCAUUUUACCAUUGUGAAAAGUCUAAUUGGGUGAAUUUAUUCAAGUCGAGACUUCAUACAUUGCUCUAUUUCUAUAAUAACAAAUCAAAGGACAUAAAGGGACCAUGGCGGAAAUAGAGUGGCCUUGGCAGUACAAUUUUCCUCCUUUCUUUACCCUUCAACCACAUUCUGAAACUCAGCAAAAACAGCUCAUGACGUGGACGAGUCUUGUGCUGGAUUAUUACAGAGCGACGAAGCAAUCAGUUCUAGAUAUCCGAGAGAUGUAUGCCACUCCCCUGUUCAAUAAUACUGAGAUUAAACGGAAGCUCUCAAUUGAGGUUGUGCAAUUGAUCCUAGACAGCUUAUUGAAAUCUGGAAAGGCGAGUCCAUUAGAUAAAUCAAAGCAACGUUGGCUUAUCUAUUGGCACACGUUGGACGAAUGGGGUGAGACAAUUUACAACUGGGCGCAGAUGAAUGGAUUGAUUGGGUCUGUUUGUACGUUGUUUGAACUUAUUCAAGGCGAUAACACUGUGGAUGAAGAAUUUUUCGGAUUAGAUACAGAAGUGGUAACUCGUGCCCUCAAAACGCUGGAGUCUCAAGGGAAAGCGGAACUUAUGUUCUUCGACGAUAAUCAAGGAGUAAAAUUUUUUUAAUCUACUGCGACCGGUGCCCACUUCCUGGACUGAUGUCCCCGCUGGCACGAUAUUCUCACCCUCCUGGAGCUGCUGUGCAAUGCCUCUUUCGUUUUCCAGAUCCAGCCCCAAGAGAACCUUAUUCUGAACUACGUUAAUCCGGGGCAUGGGUACUGGACCGUUUACGUUCACAAAUCGACAAUGUUGGUAAAUAGUUGGCAGCUUAUUCGGCGCUCCUCCGGUAUGGGAUCGGGUCUAUUGCUCACUUCCUCAAAUUUGUCCAGCACCAGACUUUAUCAUUGGUCACUGGGGCAACCGCAAGUAAUGUUGAAGAUAUUACGGAUAAUUAUCUCGAUCUCCACAGAUAGCAUGGCAGCGCGGAUAACUCAAAAACGCCAGGAGAAGGCACGCAAGCUGCAAUUUUCACAGGUGUUGAACUCCUGUGUGCUACAAAUUUCGGUGCCCAGUGUCGUGGCGUGUUGACGUCUUUCACAUGGCUGUCAUGCCCCAGAUUUUGAUUAAUCACGUUAUUGUUGAAUAUUUAGAUAUACAGCAUUGUCAGCGUGAUACUUGCUAGCGUAACUGGAUUAUGCUUACCAAGUAAUGACAAACAAUUUUUAAGAGGCUGUUUGGGUAUGCAAAAGGCAUCUCCGAAUCGGGCUCCUACAUGUGUUAGUCGUAAUGAUUGUAAUCAGUCAGAUGACAUAGUUAAGGUAAUAAACUUUUAAUACUUUGGAGCAUUAA
This is a messenger RNA of Fopius arisanus, 1432 nucleotides long. It is a transcript of the gene Vps25, whose product is annotated as vacuolar protein sorting 25. Gene Ontology annotation, cellular component: ESCRT II complex. Gene Ontology annotation, molecular function: protein homodimerization activity; structural molecule activity. NCBI's taxonomy places the organism in Eukaryota, Metazoa, Arthropoda, Insecta, Hymenoptera, Braconidae. Gene Ontology annotation, biological process: protein transport to vacuole involved in ubiquitin-dependent protein catabolic process via the multivesicular body sorting pathway. The record is from RefSeq and is a predicted model, not a curated record.